AUGGAAAAGUAUAUUGAUAUCUCACAAAUUCAGCCUUACAAAUGCAACAAGCGACUGGUUAUUUCACUGAAUCCUCUACCACAUUCUGGUUCAACGGCAAACAAUGAGGCAUCAUGCAAUACUUGCAAAAGAAAAUUGACUGAACCUGAAUUAUAUCGCUAUUGCUCCAUUUCUUGCAAGGUUAGAGCUGUUUUAAGUAACCCUGAUGAUUCAACUCCUCCUUUCAUUUCCAUCCAGACUCCUCGUCUUCCCCCUCAGCAGGAAAAGCAAGAGGAAACUAAUUCUGAACCUCAAAAGCCACAAAAGAGGAAAAGAAAGGGAUCACCCCAUAGAGCUCCCUUCUUCUGA
This is a messenger RNA of Vigna umbellata (rice bean), 348 nucleotides long. Its product is annotated as protein RGF1 INDUCIBLE TRANSCRIPTION FACTOR 1-like. Lineage: Eukaryota; Viridiplantae; Streptophyta; Magnoliopsida; Fabales; Fabaceae. Gene Ontology annotation, molecular function: zinc ion binding. The record is from RefSeq and is a predicted model, not a curated record.